Ceraceosorus bombacis is the source of this 2500-nucleotide messenger RNA. NCBI's taxonomy places the organism in Eukaryota, Fungi, Basidiomycota, Exobasidiomycetes, Ceraceosorales, Ceraceosoraceae. The record is from the annotation of a GenBank genome assembly.
AUGACGCAGACGAGCAGCAACGCUGCCGAGGCGACCUCGAGGACCGACACGGUCGCACCUGGCACCCACACGGUACGUCGAGCGUCAACGGAAAUCGACAUUGAUGCCUCAGCCAGCGAAGCUUCGAGCGGUGAAGAUGCAGAAAAGAAGGCGAUCGAAGCUCGAACGGAAGAAGAAAUCCAAAGGGAGCACUUGAGCGUCAUUGCAGCCCUGGCGAGGGAGCCUGAUGCCAAGCGCGAAGAUCUGGCAAGGGUGGCCGGAAAUGCUCAUGAUGUGACCGCUGCCAAAGAGGAUGAGACGACCAUCUCACAAUUGCUUUCGGCCUUUGGUAUUGGCAAUAAGAACAAACCCAAGCCCAACCCUGAAGACAUUGCCACUCAGCCAUCCGUGUAUGACGAUCCGAAUCUUUCGAAAUUCUUCACCCCCACUAAAGGGUACGAGAACCUCCACCGAUUCGACCCCUCGUUCACUUGGACCAAGGGUGAAGAAUCUCGCUUGAUUAAACGUUUGGAUUGGAGAAUCACCGCAUGGGCCUGUCUUGCAUUCUUUGCUCUGGACCUCGGUAGAGGCAACCUCUCGCAAGCCAACACGGACAACUUCAUUCCUGACCUCGGAAUGAGAAGGAACGAUUACAACUUGGGAAAUACGAUUUACCAGGUGUCGUUCCUGCUCGCUGAGAUUCCAAGUCAGAUGAUCAGCAAGAGACUGGGAGCUGAUCGCUGGAUACCUUUCAUCAUGGUGAGUCGCGAACUUCAUGCCCAGACUCCAGUGGUCCAGUCACUCACGCUAUUCCUCUUGCAAGCGUAGAUUGCGUGGAGCAUUGUCUCUGGAGCUCAAUUCUUCUUGUCGGGCCGCACUAGCUUCCUCGUCACUCGCUGCCUUCUUGGCUUGCUUCAAGGGUGAGCUGAAGCAGCUACGUCAGGCAAUCUCUCGACGACGCUAACGAGGCCACUUGACUUUCGUGCAGAGGUUUCAUUCCCGAAGCCGUCCUAUACCUGGUGAGCCGUUUGUGCCUCGAAAGUGCAACGAGGAAUGCUUUCCGUGGACAGUAUCUGACUAUUGCCAACUACACUCAGACUUACUUCUUCAAAACCGCCGAGCUGCCACUGCGAUUGGCCAUUUUCUGGGCCAUGCGACGUGUCGCAGAUAUCGUGGCUCCAUUGCUUGCGCUCGGCUUGCUCCAAAUGCGAGGAGUAUUGGGAUAUGAAGGAUGGAGAUGGCUGUUCCGUAAGUCGCUUCUAUGCCACGGUCUCGACCAGCUCUUGCUGACUUUGCACCGUGCUCGCUGAUGUCUCGCUAGUGAUGGAGGGCAUCAUCAUGCUUAUCAUUGGUAUCUACUCGGCAUGCACCAUGGUCGCGUCUGCUACGCAGACGAAGAACAAGUUUCUCAGACCGAAUGGAUGGUUCAACGAACAAGAAGAAAAGGUUCUCGUAAUGAGAGUUUUGCGGGAUGAUCCCAGCAAAGGUGAGCAGCUCCAGUGCAGCAAGGUCCAAGCCGCGUAGCCACCACUGAUGCCGAUUGCGCAUCCGACAGGUGACUUACAUAACCGUCAACCCGUCACACCGAAGAUGCUCUUGAAGGCCCUAUCGGACUGGCACAUGUGGCCGCUGUAUGUCUGUGGUUUGAUCUGGGAGAUGCCCGCUGGACCUCCAGACCAAUAGUGAGUCCAAGCUUCGAUGAUAGCUAGUGUCCAACUCUUGUAAUGACCUCCUAUGCCGUAAAUUUUGGCUGUCAGCUUCACGCUCAUCCUGACCGAUCUCGGCUUCGACACGAACGAAUCCAAUCUGCUAUCCAUUCCACCUCAAGUCGGCGCCAUCUUGAGCAUGUUCUUCUUCACCUACAUUUCCAUCGUCCUAUCGCGCAAAGCGUUCGUGGCUGUGUGGACCCAAAUUUGGAUGCUUCCGUGCUUGGUCGCCCUUGCGACCCUGCCAACAGGCGCCAAUCCUUGGAGCAAAUUCGCCAUUCUCACCGUGCUGCUCAGCUUCCCCAGCCCUCAUCCAGUGCAUGUCGGGUGGUGCAGCCAGAACUCUAAUAGUGUCAGAACUCGAGCUAUCAGCGCUUGCGUCUGUGAGUAUCAGAACGUCUGACAUGCUCAAGAUCGUCCGCGCGGCAUCUGACUCUCUCCGUAUAUUUCUCAGACAACAUGAUGACCCAGCUCGGUCGUGUCAUUUACAGCAACAUUUAUAGAGAGGACGACGAGCCAGAGUAUCGCCGUGGUAAUCGUACAUUGGUGGCCAUCUGCUCCAUGAAUAUCUGGUGAGUGACGUUUCAAAUGCUUCUAUCUCCUCGAUGAAGACCUCGUGGUCCGCCACUUACGCCUUCCUAAUUCUGUUUCCGCUCAGCAUCUAUGCCCUAAUCUCGCUAUUCUACACUCUGGUCAAUCGACACAGGUCGAGGAAGUGGGAUGCGAUGACCAAGGAAGAGCAGCUGGAAUACAUGUCACGCGCUGACGGCAAAGCUCUGGGUAACAAGCGACUCGACUUUAGAUUUGCAUGGUAA